GAUUCCAGUUGGGAGCAUGGAAUAUCAUUGUUGCAGCAGGGCUCUCGCAAAGUUGUUACAUCGUCGAUAAGCUGGGAAGGCGAUGUCAACCAACUCGCGCUGGACCAUGGUGUUCGUUUUAACCCUGGGACGUCUCGAGACUGGAUGCAGAGUUUCGAGAGUGUCGAUGUCAAUGGACGCUACUGUUCUCUUUGCAGCAUGCCCCCGAAAGAGCGUGCGCCCAACAAGUCCUACCUGCAGCGUAGCGACUGCGGCAACAGCAGCUACUGGGAACACCCUGAGAAUGGCAAGCUGCCCUUGAGCACCUUCAUGAAGAAGGCCACGGCAGAGCACAACGUGACAAAUGGGUGGUGUGAGCUCAACUUUGAAAAGGGCUGCGCUGAUGCCGUCUACAACCGGGACUAUAUGUUUUUUGCCAAAAGCGUGGUGUGGCCUAACAGCUCAGUAGCUUCUUAUGACCAGCACUUCUGCUACUACAACGGUUGGCUGUCCCCUGAGUUCAGAGCAUUGCAGCACGACUAC
Messenger RNA from Symbiodinium necroappetens, 522 nucleotides. The record is from the annotation of a GenBank genome assembly. Lineage: Eukaryota; Dinophyceae; Suessiales; Symbiodiniaceae.